Messenger RNA from Heteronotia binoei (common prickly gecko), 2025 nucleotides. RefSeq names its product ankyrin repeat domain-containing protein SOWAHD-like. Gene Ontology annotation, molecular function: protein binding. The transcript is spliced from 2 exons. The coding region runs from base 364 to 1407 and encodes 347 amino acids. The record is from RefSeq and is a predicted model, not a curated record. Lineage: Eukaryota; Metazoa; Chordata; Lepidosauria; Squamata; Gekkonidae.
AAUCCAGUAACCUGUAUCUCUUUCACACACAUAGAGAGGGCCUUCCUUCAUCCCUAUUGAACUCUCUACUGGACUCCAAGAUUGGGCAGCUGCCAUAUCCUGUCCUCCCUCUGCCGCCUGCCUUCUUUCACUAUCUGCUCUUCCAUCUCAAUGAAGUAUGUCUUGCUGACUGACUUAGUGGUUUGGGAUUAUUCUUAUCCAGCACUGAGAGGUCCCUCCCAGUGAUUCAGGCAGAAUCAGGAAGCUGCGCUGUUGAAAGCUCGGGAGCGCCCAUCUCACCAGCCGGAAGGCAGCACUUGUGGGUUUACAAAAAAUAAAACCCAACUGGUUAACGUCAACAGAAAUGUAGAAAACUCUGGAGGAAUGAUGGAGCUUGGUGGAGAGAGCAUGUCAGAGCAGCAAAGGGACAAAAGUUUAGAUAGACAGCAGACAUCCCAGGAGUGCAAGAGGACAUGUGCACAAGAGGACAGCUCCCAACCUCAAACGCAGGUGGCUGUGGGCAGCCAAUCCCCCAGCCCCAGUGUCCGGUCUGAGAGCUUGAUGCGCCGCCGGGCACAGUUGUCCAACUUCAACAGGAGCCUGAGCAGGGCCAGCAGACGUUCACAGAACUGGGCAACAGGAACAGACACAGCCAGGCUCUCUGCGGCUGGAAGCAGCACGAGGAGGAAAGGACUGAAGGAGAUCCUCCUGCAGAGCAGCGAAGCCAAACCUGUGUGGCUGGCGGCUUUGCUGAAGGGAGAGGUCCCUGAUGGGCAGCAAGGCCAUGAUCCUCUUGUGGAAGCCAACUUGGAGGACUUGUCAUUGGUGCUAGACCCGCUGGAGCAUGAGUGGAUGCUGACCGUGGCCCAAGGAGAUGCAAGGAGUAUCCUCCGGUUGCUGGACCAGGAUCCCAGCCUGCUCUCCAGGACAGAUUUUGUGACCGGUUUCACUGUCCUCCACUGGUUGGCCAAACAUGGUCAUCAUGAGGACUUGAUAGAAGUCAUCACUUUUGCUGAGAAGCAGCGUUAUCCGGUUGAUGUCAACAUAUUCACUGCUAGUGGCAGGCUAACUCCUCUCCACUUGGCUGCUCUUCAGGGACAUGAGAUGGUCAUCAAGGUGCUGGUGGGGGCCUAUGGGGCCAACACGAGCCUCCGGGAUCAUAACGGCCGCCAAGCAUGGCAGUAUCUCCGAGCAGAUGCUCCAAGGGAGCUGAAGGAGCUUUUGGGGGCUUGUGAGGAAGACGUAGCCUUCCAAGGAGUGUUCAACACCAACAACAACUGUGUGUCAUCCAGACGCAGUAGGAGCAACGGGUUCAAAAGAGGCUGCGAGGGUGUUCAAGAGGAAGAGAACAGCCGCAGGCCUAUUGCCAGACUGACCACUUUAAGGAACUUGUUCAGGCAAGCCAUCGCAUUCUUCCAAGAGCGGUAGACAUUUGCUCAGUAGCAGAGGCACUUGAGUCUGUUGACUGGGUGGAUUGUGACAGAAGCCAUCAUGAAAGGGUGGGAAUGCUGCAGGAGGAAGCCUGGGAGGUAGGUGAGGUUAUCUGUAAGAUGCUGGCUUCAGCCAACCCGCCCAGACUCGUAGUUUAGCCUUAGGUGUGAGAAGUCCAAGGUCUUGGAAGAAAAUGAAGGAGUGGUAGUACAUGAACUAAAGACCCAUCUCGUGCUGUGCUAAAGUCCAUCCAUAGGGAAAACAAUAGACAAUUUAAAAGACAAACUAACCUUUUAAGUACUGAGCCAGGAAAAGAGAAAUUCUGCAACCUGGGCAAGCAAAUUUUACUGAUUUAUAUAGGUUUUUAUUCUGCGUAAUUUAUUCUGGCUUUGGGUGGGGCAAGGAGCAAUGCUGAACAGUAAAACCCCACACCUAAGCCCCUGGAAAUCUGGGGCAGGCACCCCCUUUGGCUACAAAGCUUCUCAUAAGCACCAUCCAUGCAUUUUGAUAAGUAUCUUUGUAAUCAGAAAUUCAAGAGAUUUGCAUGUCUAAAAAUACAGAUGCAAAUUUGGAACAAUCAGAGCACUUUCAAAUAAAGAACAAAAAGCAGAUUAA